This is a messenger RNA of Penicillium nucicola, 657 nucleotides long. RefSeq names its product DJ-1 domain InhA-type. Lineage: Eukaryota; Fungi; Ascomycota; Eurotiomycetes; Eurotiales; Aspergillaceae. The record is from RefSeq and is a predicted model, not a curated record. The transcript has 2 exons. Bases 1 to 657 code for a protein of 218 amino acids.
AUGGCUCCUCUUCAAUUUGGCGUGAUCAUGAUCCCAUUCCAACUCAUGGACGUUGUGGGACCCAUCGAUAUCCUCUCUAGCUGCUCGAAGCCUUACUUGAGCGGUUUUGGCAAUGCCGAACUAGCUGAUCGUGGCAUUGACAUCGAAUUUCACUUCAUCGGCGAUGAAACUGCCACCCAUCCCACUGGAUUCCAAUCCCAGCCUACGACCACUUUGUCUGCUUGCCCAAAGCUCGACUAUCUUCUCAUCGGAGGGCCCUCGCCGGAAUAUAUCAAGAAUAUCCCACCAGCGAUAGCAAGCUUUGUGCGUGAGCGUGCUGCAGAAGUCAAGACUGUGUUCACCACCUGUACCGGUGGAAUAUUUGCGUCUGCACUGGGCCUGCUGGAUGGCCUGAAUGCAACCACAAACCAUGAAGCCAUAGCGAUUGCGAAAGAAAUUGGUCCAAAGGUCAAGUGGACAGCGGAGAGAAACUGGAUUGUGGAUGGCAAAUUUUGGACUGCCGGUGGUGCAUGUGCCGGCAUGGAUAUGAUGGCUCAUUGGACCAUGGAAAACUACGACAAAGAUAUUGCCGAGGCUGGAUUUGCUGUUCUUGCAUAUGAGCCGCGCGAUGUGACCACGAUCGGGAAUUUCUGGCAAGAUCCAAGCAUAUUCGCAUAG